Molecule: messenger RNA, 1290 nt
Organism: Alternaria viburni
Lineage: Eukaryota; Fungi; Ascomycota; Dothideomycetes; Pleosporales; Pleosporaceae
Exons: 3
Coding region: 1-1290 (429 amino acids)
Source: RefSeq, a predicted model, not a curated record
AUGCCACCGCCAUAUUUGAUCAAGGGGAGGUUCAACUACAUCUUGACCUUCCGGGGCUGCUUCAAUCCGCCUCAUCAAGGACACAAGGAAACAUUAUGCCACGCCUUCUUUCGAGGUGGGGAGGGUAUACACCUGAUAGCCGCCAUCAUCUUCCCUUUGGACGACUAUUCCGUAGCCUCUAAGUACAGACGCGGAAAACCGGGCUCCAAGGACCUAGUUCUCACCCUACAAGAGCGUCUUAACCUCAUCAACAAUAGUGGUCUCCAUGGUGGCUGGCACUGGUGUCACCCACGUGGUGAGCCAGGCUCCGAAGCAUUCAAGGACCGACUCAUAUCAGAGGCCGCAAAAGAUGGCUUCAACAUACGGUUCAUCACUUUAAUUGGACCUGAUCACGUUGAUCAAGAAUAUGGGUCCCUCGGAUACUGGGGGCCUACUAUAGUCGUUGGUACUGGGGAUCCAGAACGCACCAGCCUACGCAUGGAGACGGAAACGGGACUACGAAAAUUGACAGCUUACAACGACUGGCGCACCGAAACACUCGAAGAACUUUUUAUCCAGCAGUUGGGAGCUGGCGGUAACUUGACGUGGCUGGAGCAGAAGUUAUCAAUGCUUUUUCCGCGCGCAAUGACGAACCUUCCGGGCGACCGUGACGAGCGGCUCCAGAUGAUCAAGGAUCGACUACGUACAGGACCACCUACAGAAUGGCUGCGUUACGUGCCCACACGCUUCUUCGGUAUGACAGGCGGUGUCUGGUUUCUCGGCUACAAAGAGGAGCCACUAUCAUCAACACGACUUCGCCGCGCGCUUGCAGCCUCCAAUGAUGGAGAACCGCUCAGCAAAUUCAUCACGGACGUUGCACUCAGCCCACGGCUGCUAACCCAAUAUGUAAAGGCGCACGCCGCUGCUGAUACGACCCCUAAACGCAAACGUCCCGCGGAAGAGGACAAAGGAGCUGAGGCGAAACGCGUGGAGCGAGAAGGACAACAACGCCAGUUCAAGAGGCUAAAGCAAGACUUUGCGCGAAACGAGAAUGCGUACAAAGCCAACCAAAGGAUUGCGUGGCGAAGUCGAGAGAAGAGCGAUUUCCGUGAUUGGAACCGAUUGGAAUGGCAGGACCGUAGGGAUGUUUAUAAAGCAGAGCGCGCCAUGACUCAGGACUGGAAGACACUGAAAGAUCCAAUUAGGAAGGAGAAUAUCUUGUUCCAGUAUUUGGAGAAGAUGCUUAGAGAGAGGAAAAGGAGUGCGGAUGCGCGUGCUAAGGUUGCGGCGGCAAAGCCAGACCAUGCAUAG